This is a messenger RNA of Cucurbita maxima (winter squash), 898 nucleotides long. Its product is annotated as UPF0047 protein YjbQ. The transcript has 7 exons. Bases 89 to 646 code for a protein of 185 amino acids. The record is from RefSeq and is a predicted model, not a curated record. Lineage: Eukaryota; Viridiplantae; Streptophyta; Magnoliopsida; Cucurbitales; Cucurbitaceae.
UCCUUUCCACGUAUCAUAGGCGGUUGGGCUUUGCGGAUGAGCGGUCGGUCGAUCAAAGAAGGUUCUGUGGGCUUUAGGUUGCAAAAUAAUGCAAGGCGCUGUUCUCUUGGCUGCGCAACCACUCCGAGUGAAGUUGCUGGGGAGCAACAAUUCCAGUACUGGUAAUCCGUCCGCCACCGCAGGCGCCGGCAAUCCAAGCUUGAUGGCGGCCGCUGGUCCGAAGUGGGCUCAGAAGACUGUUACGCUGCCUCCUCAUAGGCGGGGCUGUCAUCUCAUCACCCCGAAGAUAAUGAAGGAAAUUGGGAAUGACCUGUCAGAAUUCAAAUGUGGCCUUGCUCACAUCUUCUUGCAGCAUACGAGUGCCUCUCUUACCAUCAAUGAAAACUAUGAUUCGGAUGUUCGGAGUGAUACUGAAACCUUCCUCAACAAUAUAGUGCCUGAAGGUACAUCUGCUCCUUGGAAGCAUACACUUGAAGGCCCGGAUGACAUGCCCGCGCACAUUAAAUCAUCAAUGUUUGGCUGUGCACUCACGGUUCCAAUUACAAAUGGAAAGUUUAAUAUGGGUACUUGGCAGGGAAUAUGGCUAUGUGAGCACCGAGACCACCCCACUGCACGCAAUAUUGUGGUCACCCUGAAUGGAAUUUAGGUGAUGAUAAGAGUUGGAGCUUUUGCUUGCCCAACUAUUUCCCCUGGUUGUAUCAAUGUCAAUAAUAAACUGAUCUCCUUGCCUUGGCAAAACUGAACUGUAGACUCGGAGUCUGGGGACCAUGUGAAAUCACCCCUCUUUUUUUUUCUUUUAUUUGAGAUGGUUGUUAAUUUUUUUAUCAUUUAGUUAUGCUUGUAUAUUGGUCAAUUUUAUUGGGAGAGAUAUAUGAUGAAUAUGAACCCAUUAGCAUUC